GGUGUUGGUAAAACAUUGGACAUGUGGUAAAAUCAGUGUCGGCUGUCUGCAAGAAGCAAAACAAGCACAACACAACACCAAACAACACAGCACAACACAGCACCAGCACACCAGCAGCAGCACCACCUUGUUCUCCUUGUGCUUGUUCGUGACAUCGUGAGCAGAGCCAUGGGUGACGCUUCUGCAUUGCACAUCUUGGCCAAGGAAGGCGACACAAAGACCUUGUCACAGGCGUUGAAGUCUGCAGACGCAAAUGUUGUGGACGGUGACGGCAUGCGGCCGCUGCACUACGCAGCGUGGUAUGGCCACCCGGGAUGCAUCCAAGCUCUGCUGAGCGCAGGCGCAGAGAUUGAUGCGCAUGACUACGAUGGCGCGACCGCACUGCACGCAGCCGCAUACAACGGGCAGCUGAACACAGCGCUGCUGCUGGUGGAGCAAGGCGCAGACGCAACCAUCACCGACAACAACAACGAGACAGCAUGUGAGGUGGCUGUGGAGGAGGGGCAUGAGCUCGUGGCGAAAUUCCUCAAGCUGGCCGAGGAAGACCACAAGGCGGACAAAGUGAUGCAGCGAAUGGAGAAGGCGCUGGCAGAGGCAAAGGAGAAGGCAAAGGCCGCACGCAGCGAAUACGCAAAGGGCCACAAGGAGGCCAAGAAGACGGUGGCUGAGCUGGAGAAGGAGGCGCGCAAGCAGGCAAAGAAGACGCUCAAAGCGAAGAAGAGAAAGAAGUCCAAAGGCGGUGAUGUACCCGAGGCAGGACCCGUCGAGAAGGGGGCCGCCCCAACAUCAUUCUCGCAGCUUGCGGGGAUGUCUGGCGCCCCCGCCUCAACCUCAUCGCCAGCCCGCCCCCAGCGCCGCCGCACAUCCUCAACGGACAACGGCAGCACCGGCACUGGCAUGCGCGACAGGGGCGCGUCUCGCACGUCUAUGACGUCGGCGCACUCGCAGUCCACAGAUGGCGGUGGUGAUGUGCGGUCCCGGCGUAGCGAUACGGGCAUGCUUCUGGCACAGCUUGGCGCAGACAAGGACGACGGCGAAGCGUUGCGGCUGUUCCUGGCAACGCUGGAUAUGCAGGAGUUUGCGCGCGUGUUUGAGGACGAGGGCAUGUCGCUUGAGGACCUGCAGCAGUGCAGCGCAGCAGACCUCAAGAAACUUGGCCUGCCGUCUGGCGUGCGGAAGAAACUCACUGCCGCGCUCGACUCGGCAUGAGCGGGAGCAGCAGAGAUGAUGCGGGUGGGGGAUCAGGGGAAUGAGGGAGUGUUGAAGUGAUGUGCAGCGAGGUAGGAAGGAUGCUACGGAGAGGAAGAGAGAAAGAAAGGAAGAGAGGAAGAGGGGGCUGGUGGGUGGUGCAGUGGUGAUGAGUGAUUAUGAACCGAAGCGGGUGAGGGGCGUAUGGGUGGCUAUUUCUUGAGGGUGUGAGAGAGUAGCAGUGUGGGACUCGACUGCUUACACGGUGGCGUGAUGGCAUGGCAAACCGCCCUCAACGAUUCAAUUAAACACAGCAAGCAAGUCAACA
This is a messenger RNA of Salpingoeca rosetta, 1516 nucleotides long. RefSeq lists its product as uncharacterized. Gene Ontology annotation, molecular function: protein binding. The transcript has 9 exons. Bases 169 to 1209 code for a protein of 346 amino acids. The record is from RefSeq and is a predicted model, not a curated record. Lineage: Eukaryota; Choanoflagellata; Craspedida; Salpingoecidae.